Molecule: messenger RNA, 2296 nt
Organism: Raphanus sativus (radish)
Lineage: Eukaryota; Viridiplantae; Streptophyta; Magnoliopsida; Brassicales; Brassicaceae
Product: probable threonine--tRNA ligase, cytoplasmic
Biological process (GO): threonyl-tRNA aminoacylation
Cellular component (GO): cytoplasm; chloroplast; mitochondrion
Molecular function (GO): ATP binding; threonine-tRNA ligase activity
Source: RefSeq, a predicted model, not a curated record
AGUGUCAUAAAAUCGUCCCUCGUCUGCUCGCUCUCAUCGUCGUUUCAAAUUGCAGGGUGUCUCGCCUUUCCUCUGUUUCUGUACUCCUCUUCCAAGUCCAAGUCGAACGAUGGCGGAUGAUCAUCCCAGGGACGAGGCUUAUAUCUUAGCCGUCAUCGAGAAGCGCAUCAGGCUCUUCGAGGAGUUCCAAGCGAAGCAGCUCGCGGAGAUUCAGUCUCGGCCGCACGACCAGAUCAAGGUUACAAUUGGAGAUGGUGGAGACGUGAAAGAAGGGAAGAGAUGGGAGACGACUCCAACAGAAAUCGCGAGGCAAAUCUCUGCGGAAUUGGCGAACUCAGCGCUUGUUUCUUCGGUAAACAAUGUCCUGUGGGACAUGAAUAGGCCACUGGAAGCUGAUUGUUCGCUUGAGUUUUUCAGUUUCGACAGCGACAAAGGCCGUGAUACUUUCUGGCGUUCUACCGCUCACAUUGUUCUCCAACAGGAGUAUGGUUGUAAGCUCUGCAUUGGCCCCUGCAAACCUAGAGAUGAGGGUUUCUUCUACGAUGCAUUCUAUGCCGAUCUGGGCUUAAACGAGCAACACUUUCCCCAUACUCAACCAGGGGCUGCUCCAGAAGGGCAUCCAUUUGAAAGGAUUGAAGUGACCAGGGGUCAGGCACUUGAGAUGUUUUCUGAUGAUAAUACUUUUCAGGCUGAACUCCUCACCGAGGACAAAACCACCGUCUACAGGUGUGGUCCUUUGGUUGAUCUCUGUAGUGGACCACAUAUACCAAAUACUUCCUUUGUGAAAGCUUUCAAGUGUUUGAAUGUGAGAUUCCUACUCUAUAUCUACAAAGCUACAAUUUCUUUUCUUUUCUUUUACUCUAGUCUUUUGUCUCCCGCUCAGUUUCUUUCGGUGCUAUUAGGCCAACAUCACCAACUUUUCUUUUGUCACCCACUCAGCCCUGGGAGUUGGUUCUUCGAGAAACAUGGCACUCGCGUAUAUAAUAAGCUGAUGCAUUUCAUCCGGGAGGAAUAUCGGAAAAGGGGCUACGAAGAGGUCAUUUCACCAAAUAUUUACAACAUGAAACUCUGGGAAACAUCUGGGCAUGCUGCAAACUACAAGGAAAAUAUGUUCACGUUUGAUAUUGAUAAACAGGAGUUCGGGCUCAAACCUAUGAACUGCCCUGGUCACUGCUUGAUGUUCCAACACAGGCUUCGCUCGUGCAAAGAAUUACCCAUUAGACUGGCCGACUUUGGAGUGUUACAUCGAAAUGAGGCAAGUGGAGCUCUUAGUGACUUGACCUGUGCCCGACGGUUCCAGCAGGAUGAUGCACACAUAUUCUGUACAAAGGAUCAGGUUAGUGGAGAAUUGAAACGUGCAUUGGAGUUCGUUGACUAUGUUUACACAAAAUUUGGGUUUACCUAUGACCUAAAGCUCUCAACGAGACCAGACAAGUACAUUGGAGACGUAACAACAUGGGAUAGAGCAGAAAGGGACCUUGAAGAAGCACUAGAAGAUUUUGGAAAGCCGUUCCUUGUGAACAGAGGAGCCGGGGCAUUCUAUGGUCCGAAGAUAGACAUAACAAUAUCUGAUGCAAUGAAAAGCUACGUCCAGUGUGCUACUUUACAACUUGAUUUUCAACUUCCUGCCCUCUUCGAGCUGGAAUACACAGCUAUGGCUGAAGGGAAUUCGGAUACACCUGUGAUGAUACAUAGAGCGGUGUUAGGAUCUGUUGAGCGUAUGUUUACCACAUUGUUGGAGCAUUACAAAGGAAAAUGGCCCUUCUGGCUUAGUCCGCGCCAGGCCAUAGUAUGCUCGCUGUCAAAGGAUUAUGAUGAAUACGCUGAAAAGGUGAGAGAACAAAUUCACGAAGCUGGGUACUAUGCUGAUGUUGACAUAAUAGACAGAAACAUCAGCAAGAAGGUGCGAGAAGCUCAGGUUCUGAAGUACAACUACAUACUGGUUGUGGGUGCUGAAGAAACUACAAGGGGACUUGUGACUGUUCGUCGAAGAAACGAAGACCGUUCGAAGUUCCCAGUGAUGAGCGUCGGGAAUCUGCUGGAUGAAUUGGAACUCAAGACGGCCAACUUUCUCUGAGAACCAUAGAUGGGAGCAGUAGCAGUUUCCUAAGUACGAUGGGAACCAAAAUCCCAUUGGUAUGAACACAAAUUUCGAGUUCAUUUUCAUUUGAAAAACAUAUGUGUGUUUUGUUAUUUAAGGAUUACUAGAUUAGCGCGGGAUCGUUUAUUUUAAAAUUAUAUUAAAAUUAUUAAGUAUUUACCUUAUUUAAUAUUUUAAUAGAUUUAUAUUUGUUUA